UGAGGUCUCCCCUAUUUGCCCGCAUCUCCCUCACCUUCACGUGUCUCAGGUUAGGGAGCGUGUGGAUGGUGCUGGGGCACAUGCAGUGAAGUUUUGGAUGCGGGCCUUUUCCCUGGCGAGUUGCUGUAGGGAGGGCUCUUUCCAGGUACCCUGUCCCUCAAAUAUAUUUUGCUUGUGGCUGAAGGCCUUGCCUGGGUGAAAGAUGCUGGGGGUGGGGGACCCCGACCCUGUUCCUUGGUAAUUUGGGUGGAGCACAUCUCCCUCGAGCGGCAUGCGUAAGCCUACUCGGACAGCACAGCUUUGUCGGGUGUCUAGAGGCUGGAGACCGUCCUGCAUGUCUCUAAUGUCCGGAAAGUUAUUUGCCUCCCAGAGUGCCUGUUCUGAAUAAGGGGCCACAGUUUCUGUCCAUGUCUAAAGUGCUCGUGUGUUUACUCCCUAAGGAUGACUCUUCCAAGAGAGAGUAUUUCUUGUAGGGUUUCUCCAUUGGGUUUCUGUAAGCAGAGGACAGUAUCCCCUUUUGCCCUGUGUGCCUCCUUGAGUAUUUUAGGAACAAGAGGUGUGUUUGGGAAGUAUUUGCAUUUCCUCUAAAAAAAGCCUCCUUCCCCCAGUGCUCUAAUUUAUGGUGAGGGAAGACAGGCCGAGAGGCCAUCCCAAGGCUUGGCAGUGAAGAAAGCAGCAUAAUUCACUUUUGGCCCUGGCAAACUGGCUAGCUCGUAUGGCUGGGAGGUCUCCAGUCAUUUUACCUGUAUACCUGUUGUUGAGUUUGGAUGUGGCCUCAAGGUCACACUGCAGUAACGUUGUGGAAUUGUGUGGGAACUGGGCCGUUCCUCUGGCUGGUCCAAUGCUAGAUCUGGAAGUGGUUCCCGAGCGUUCUCUUGGGAAUGAACAAUGGGAGUUCACCUUGGGAAUGCCUUCGGCUCAGGCUGUAGCCAUUCUUCAGAAACACUGUCGCAUCAUCAAAAACGUCCAGGUUCUCUACAGUGAGCAGUCUCCUCUUAGCCAUGACCUCAUCCUUAACUUGACUCAGGACGGAAUCAAACUGCUGUUUGAUGCUUUCAAUCAAAGACUGAAGGUGAUUGAAGUUUAUGACUUGACUAAAGUGAAGUUGAAAUAUUGUGGUGUUCAUUUUAACUCUCAGGCGAUCGCUCCAACCAUAGAGCAGAUUGAUCAGUCCUUUGGAGCUACACAUCCAGGAGUGGAGGCUGGACUAUCCGUUUUUCAGCAAGAUCGAAUCUACAACUCUGCUGAGCAACUUUUCCACCUCAACUUUAGAGGACUGUCUUUUUCCUUUCAAUUGGACUCAUGGACUGAAACUCCAAAGUAUGAGCCAAACUUUGCCCAUGGUCUUGCUUCUCUCCAAAUUCCCCACGGGGCAACUGUGAAACGCAUGUACAUCUAUAGUGGAAACAGCCUGCAGGACACCAAGGCCCCUUUGAUGCCUCUCAGCUGCUUCCUUGGAAAUGUGUAUGCCGAGAAUAUAGAUGUUCUGAGAGAUGGAACCGGACCCUCAGGUUUACGGCUUCGCUUACUCACUGCAGGCUGUGGCCUUGGUGUGUUAGCUGAUGCCAAGAUGCGGGUAUUUGAGCGCUGUGUGUAUUUCGGUGAUUCGUGCCAAGAUGUUCUGAGCACUUUGGGGUCUCCUCACAAAGUUUUCUACAAGUCAGAAGACAAGAUGAAAAUUCAUUCGCCCUCCCCUCACAAGCAGGUCCCAUCGAAGUGUAACGACUGCUUCUUCAACUACUUCACGCUUGGAGUGGAUAUCCUUUUUGAUGCGAAUACUCACAAAGUGAAGAAAUUCGUUUUGCACACCAACUACCCCGGUCAUUACAACUUCAACAUCUACCACCGUUGCGAAUUCAAGAUUCCACUAGUGAUUAAAAGAGAAAGCACCGAGUCACAGAUGGAAACCUGCACAACCUAUAGCAAGUGGGACAGUAUUCAGGACCUUCUUGGACAUCCAGUCGAGAAGCCAGUGGUCCUUCACAGGUCGUCUUCUCCAAACAAUACAAACCCUUUUGGAUCCACGUUUUGCUUUGGACUGCAGCGGAUGAUCUUUGAGGUGAUGCAGAAUAACCACAUAGCGUCCGUUACUCUGUAUGGCCCAGCAAGACCCAGCAACCAACUCAAAACGUCCGAUCUUCCCCAGUGAGCAAUAUCAGCCGAUUGAAGUGCUACAGAAUUAGUACAGCGUGCCUUGAUUUGCUGCCACUUGUCAUAGGGAAAAGCACGGGAUGGCGUGUGCAUGUGUUCGGGAAACUGUCUCUCGCCGCCGGUGCGUGGGGCAGGAUGGAAAAAGAAACCCUCCGGAUGGCUCGGCACAGGACGUAGAACCACGGCGUAGGGGCAGGGCACAGUGCCUGUGGCCAUUCCUGCUCCUCCUCUUGCCUUGCUUGCCCUUCCCUCUGCCGUGUGGAUAGACACAGACUGGUCCCUUCCUGAACUGGAAGAAGGAUGAGCUGAAGAAGAGAAAGCACACGCAUGACUGCACGACGUAGAAGCACAAACUCCCUGAGCCUGGAAGCAUCUGGAAGCAGGUAUUGGCGCCCCCCUCCCCCCGGGUCUGCGUUCAUGUUAACUGUCCUGCCGAUGGCGGUCGUUUUUUUUAGGGACAGCAGCGCGGGCGUGGGUAUGCACAUGCAGAACUUAUAUAUAGGUGUAUAUAUAAAAUGCGGUACAUGGGUAUUUCUGUGGCUUAAGGACAUCGUUCCAAAUGUGAGAAGUAUGUAUAUACGUGUCCAUGAUUUCAGGCAGCACAUAUUGUCUAACAUUGGAAAAAGUGCAAAAGCAGCAUGUGCAUAAGACUCGGUGGUAACAUUUUUGCACUACAUACACUUUAAUUACUUGAUAAGACAUUUUAAUCUUCACCGAGGAGCAUCUGUGUACUGGGUGUGAGUGGGGUGCAAUGGUUUAUUUAAUUGUUUGCCACACAUAAAACUUAUUUAUACAAGGGGAGAAGCUCCCCCUUUUUCUGCACUAAUAUUUACUUGACAUGCUGAAACAACUUAUUUUCUGCCAUGCCUGGUUAAUUAAGUUGAUAUAUAUAUAAUUUUGAGAAGGAAAAAAGAAGUCAAGUAGAUUCUUCCGAUGAAUUACAUUUUUCUUAAGGUUUUUGGUACCAUUUCUUUCUAUUGAAAACAGAGAAAGCAUUUGACCCUGUAAGAGUAAAGACAGCGGUCUUCUCUUGCAACUGUGUGAAAUGCAUCCCAUUAGAAUUUUGUUGCGCUUCCUGUCCAGUAGAGAAGGGGUCCAGCCACUGGGAAACGCUUCCACCUAAGUUGCAUUAGAAGGAAACGGAAGUUGCACGGCCUUAAUGUGAGAGAAACGUCCCAGGAGACGUCUGUGGAAUGUGGGCCUGGCAGUUGGCACUCUGGAGUGUUGUAUAUGUAGCACAUGGGAGUGGGGAAGGAAUGACCCCUUCUCCCCACCCCUCCUCUCUCUCUCUCUCUCUCUCUCUCCUUUAAUUUAAUGCCAAAUGGUUAGCCAAAGAGAUCCUUAAUCUAAUUUCACCAUCUCUGUACAUACACUGCAUCCCCUGUCCCUCCAUUCCCAGCGGACGGGAGUUCAGCUUCUUCAGAUUAAAAAGAUUCUGCUGCCGGCUGUUACCCCAAAGAGGAAAUCGCUCGGUGCACAGUUUCCUUGCCAGGCUUCUUGUCAGAAAAGUGAUCUGUCCGUCCGUCUCAGUCAUCUUUGAAAUAUUAACCCUUUUUAAAACAAUGGAAAGGAAAAAAAGAGAAAUGUAUACUUUUUCCCAUUUUUAAUAUUUUGGUGUAGCAACUUGUGAUAUAUACGAUAGAUGAUUUUUGUGAGUUUUGCAAAUGUGUGUACAGAUUUUGUAAAUACAAAACUUUUUUGUAAUUUUAACUCCAUGUACAGUGUAAUCUUGUAUAGCUUAUCAACGAAUGAGGAGUAGGAACUUUAGAACAGGAACUAAAAGUUUUGAAUCCUGGACCAGUAGCAGGGUAAAAUAUGGUGUGUGGCGUGGGUGUAUUUUGUUGUGUGUUCAUGUGAGUACCUGUGGUUUCCUUUUGCCCAUCUCGUCUUCCUAUAAUCUGUGACAUUCUGUCCUGUUCACUGAAGGAGAAAGAAAGGAAGCCUCACAGAAAAGAUCAUCGCUUGCUGAGAAAAUUCCCUGAUUCUCUUUUUCUUUCUCAUAGGAAUUCUGCUUUCCAUAAUCCUUCUGUAAAUUAUAUGAAGUACCUAAUUAGCAUGUACAUCGAAAGGACAAAUAAAAUGCAACUCAGUUGCUGUGUUUCAAUAUGCAGUUGCUGGGUGUGUGUAUUUUGCAAA
Varanus komodoensis (Komodo dragon) is the source of this 4287-nucleotide messenger RNA. It is a transcript of the gene PHAF1, whose product is annotated as phagosome assembly factor 1. Gene Ontology annotation, cellular component: synaptic vesicle membrane; trans-Golgi network; dendrite. NCBI's taxonomy places the organism in Eukaryota, Metazoa, Chordata, Lepidosauria, Squamata, Varanidae. Gene Ontology annotation, biological process: Golgi to plasma membrane protein transport. Bases 716 to 2149 code for a protein of 477 amino acids. The record is from RefSeq and is a predicted model, not a curated record. The transcript has 18 exons.